Messenger RNA from Linum trigynum, 978 nucleotides. The record is from the annotation of a GenBank genome assembly. Lineage: Eukaryota; Viridiplantae; Streptophyta; Magnoliopsida; Malpighiales; Linaceae.
AUGAUAUUUACCUAAACCCAAGUAGAUCUCCUCCGACGAUGCUCCCUCUGAGGAAUGAUUCCUGCAUCUGAGCGAUGCUCCCUCUAUGAACGAUUCACUCCUCCCGACUCUGGACAAGGCUCAAAAACCUCUUACGAUAGAUGGCUCCCUCUCGGGAAUGCUUCCCGCCUCCGAGAGAUGUUCCAUAUAGGGAAUGCUUCUCGCCUCCGAGCGAGGUUCCCUCUAGGGAAUGCUUCGUCGCCUUCGAGCGAUUCUCCCUCCGGGAAUGAUUUACGCCCUUCACCUCUGGGCAAGGCUAGGACACCGCCUCUAAGCAAUGCUCCCUCCGGGGAAUGCUUCCACCUCUAAGCUAUGUUCCCUAUGGGGAACGAUUCAUGCCUCCCGCCUCCAGACUAGGCUUGAAGAGGAACAUUUAUCACCUCCGGGCGUUGCUCAAAUACAUAUCUAUGUUCUCCUGGUUAGGCUUGAAGACGCACGCCUCCCAACAGGUUGGAAGACAGAGCGCCUUCUAUGAGGUUUGAAGACGAGUGCCUCCUAGCAUGAAAACAAGACGAAGCGCCUCCCAAAAACAAGACGGAGUUCUAUCAGUAGGUUAGAUGACGGAGCACCUUCAACAGAAAAACAAGAUGAAGCGCCUCCCAAUAACAAGACAGAGCGUCUCUCAGCAGGCUAGAAGACGAAGAACCUCUCUUGAGGCUAGAGAUGGAGUGUCUCCCAUCAGGCUGGAAGGCGGAGCGCCUCUCACAGGAUGAAAGAAAAGCACUUCCCAGAAAGCAAAAAUCAUUAAACGUUUUCCAGGAAGCCGAAAGACUAAUGCACUUCCCAGGAAGCCGAAGACUAAUGUGAUUCCCAUGAUGCCAAAGACUAAAUCCCUUUCCAGGAAGUCGAAGACCAAAGCGCUUCCUAGAAAGCCGAAAGAAUAAAUGCUUCCCAGGAAGCCAAAGACCAAAGCGCUUCCCAUAAAGUCGAAAGUCUAAU